AUGUUUACCGAAGAAGAAAUAGGGAAUUUCCUUGGAGUGUUGCAAGUGACACCAGAAUUUAUAGAGAUUGAAUGUGGCAGCACCAAUCCAAGAUAUGGUGACACAGCAGGCAAACUUAGGGUUUUCAGUGAUGGGAGAGUGGAGGUGGAUUGCAUUUGUCGUGCUGAUUGCGAUAAAGUUAGAGUAUCCCCGGUGGAGUUUGCAAAGCACGCGGGAAAAAUAAACGCGCACGAGAAGUGGAAUAGGCAGAUAUGGGUGUUCGGUAAGGACGGGACUAAAAUAGGGCUUUGGAGAACAUGUUUGUUGAAGCAUCACAAGCAUACUUUCGUGAGGGGGGUGCGCCAACUCAUCCAUCGCGACGAGUUCAUACGAUGCUCCCAAUGCGACAAAGAGCGUCGGUUUAGUCUGCGAACCAAGGACCAUUGCAAGAUCUAUCACGACGCUCUUGUCAAACCAGAUUGGACUUGUUCCGACAUGCCAAAUCAUCCAUUGAGUUGCAGUGUUGGUGAGGAGAGGGAAUCUCGGAAAGUGAACAGAGGUUGCCCUAGAGCUACCAAAUGUGAGGGUUGCGAGCAAUGUGUUUGUUUUGGUUGCGAGAUGUGUCGAUUUGAGACUUGUGCUUGUCAAUCAUGUAUUGAUUUUAUAAUCAAUAUCUGA
Messenger RNA from Salvia splendens (bonfire salvia), 657 nucleotides. Its product is annotated as protein ULTRAPETALA 1-like. The transcript is spliced from 3 exons. Gene Ontology annotation, cellular component: cytosol; nucleus. Lineage: Eukaryota; Viridiplantae; Streptophyta; Magnoliopsida; Lamiales; Lamiaceae. Bases 1 to 657 code for a protein of 218 amino acids. The record is from RefSeq and is a predicted model, not a curated record.